AAGCAGGAAGAGAGUGACAGGGCAGGGAGGAGGGCACGGCUGGCACCAUGGGAGCGGGCACCACGGGCCUGUGGGGCUGUGGGGCUGGCAGGACACUGCCCACCCCAGCACGGUGACAGCGAGGGGCUGGCCGGGAGCACCUGCUGCCACCUGCCGUGUCCCCGUGUCCCCGUGUCCCCCCUGCCUCGUGGACACCAUGGGGUGUUCAUGACGGAGAAGGGAAGCAGCAGGAGCUGGGGCAGCCCGCGGGCAGGGCGCGUUGGGUGGGCACGGCGGCGCCCCGAAGGACCUGUCUGGGGACGGCUCCGUCCUGCCCCCGGCUCUGAGGAUGCACAGGCUGCUCCUGCUCGGCUGCCUCUGGCUCCUGGCAGCUCCCCCGGGCUCCAGCAUCUUCCAGCGGCCAACGGGGACCCCAGCCCCACUGCAGCUGCAGUACCUGCUGGAGCCCCUGCACCCCACUGUGCACACGCGGCGCGGUGCCACGGCCACGCUGCCCUGCGUGCUGCGCGCGCUGCCCCACAACUACCGCGUCAAGUGGAGCAAGGUGGAGCCGGCCAACUACGGCGAGAGCAUCAUCAUCAUCACCAACGGGCUGCUGCACAAGAACUACGGGCCGCUGGGCCCGCGGGUGCGCCUGAGGCACGGCCACCGCUACGACGCCUCGCUCACCAUCAGCGACGUGGCGCUGGAGGACGAGGGACGCUACCGCUGCCAGCUCGUCAACGGCCUGGAGGACGAGAGCAUCUCGCUCACGCUGCACCUUGAGGGCGUCGUCUUCCCUUACCAGCCCAGCAACGGGCGCUACAAAUUCAACUACCACGAAGCCAAGCGAGCCUGCGAGCAGCAGGACUCCCGCCUCGCCACCUACCAGCAGCUGUACAAAGCCUGGACGGAGGGUCUGGACUGGUGCAACGCCGGCUGGACGCUGGACGGGACCGUGCACUACCCCAUCAUCAACGCGCGGGAGCCGUGCGGCGGCCGCCUGCUCCUGCCCGGUGUGCGCACCUACGGCGCCAGGGACAAGCAGAAGGAUCGAUUCGACGCUUUCUGCUUCACCUCUGCUCUUCAAGGCCGCGUCUACUUCAUCCGCGGCCACCUGAACUUCAAGGAGGCAGCACAGGCUUGUCGCAACCACGGCGCUGUCCUGGCCAAAGUGGGGCAGCUCUACUCGGCCUGGAAGUUCUCUCAGCUGGAUCGCUGUGACGGGGGGUGGCUGGAGGACGGCAGCGUCCGCUACCCCAUCACCGCGCCCCGGCAGCGCUGCGGCGGCCUGCCCCAGCCCGGCGUGCGCAGCUUCGGCUUCCCCAGCAAGGAGAUGAGGAGCUACGGCACCUACUGCUUCGUGGGCCAGUGAGGAGGACGGGCUGAGCGUGGGGGACAGCAGGGGACAGCCAGUCCUCAUCCCCGGGGCACAGAGCUGGAGGCGGGCGAGGAGGAGGAUGGUGUCCCGGCGGUUCUGGGGGCUCCAGCAUCCUCUGGUGGAGCUGGGUCUGGGUUCUUGGGGCAUCCCCUGGGGGAGCAGGUGCCCAUGUGCAACCCCAUGAGGCUUGUGGGGGGUUUGGGACUCAUUUUGGGGUGUUUGGGACUCUUUUUGGGGUGUUU
Taeniopygia guttata (zebra finch) is the source of this 1602-nucleotide messenger RNA. RefSeq names its product hyaluronan and proteoglycan link protein 2 (gene HAPLN2). Gene Ontology annotation, biological process: positive regulation of neuroblast proliferation; glial cell differentiation; central nervous system development. Lineage: Eukaryota; Metazoa; Chordata; Aves; Passeriformes; Estrildidae. Gene Ontology annotation, molecular function: hyaluronic acid binding. The record is from RefSeq and is a predicted model, not a curated record. Gene Ontology annotation, cellular component: perineuronal net; synapse.